Messenger RNA from Caenorhabditis elegans, 461 nucleotides. RefSeq names its product LITAF domain-containing protein (gene C02E7.10). NCBI's taxonomy places the organism in Eukaryota, Metazoa, Nematoda, Chromadorea, Rhabditida, Rhabditidae. The record is from RefSeq and is marked reviewed. The coding region runs from base 19 to 348 and encodes 109 amino acids. The transcript is spliced from 2 exons.
GAUUCGACACAAUCAAUCAUGCCAGCGACCGAGCAACAAACUGCUAUUGAAAUUGAAAGUGCAGCAAUGGUAAUUCCACCACCAUAUAUGGAUCCAGCUCAUGGACAGGCUAAGAAGAACCUGAUGAGGAUCCGACAAGAGUCCUAUUCCCAGCUGAAGCCGUGUGCACAUUGCGGAGCUGCACCACGGGCUCAGACCACUAACCUUCCAUCUGAAUCAGUAUUCGUAUGGCCAGCCCAACGACCAACCAACUACAUCAGACAAGAUUCUUGCCAGUUCAUUGGAUACGUUCUUGUCAUUGCUGUCGUUAUUUUAUUGCUAUUCGCUGCAUGCAAAUACCUACCAUGAGUUUUCCAUCAAGAAUACCGUAUUCUCAAGAAUCUUGCUCUACUAAAAAACAAAUUUCAACUUUUUGUGUAUCACCGUGCAUUUUAUUCGUCCAAUAAAAUUGCUUUGAUUUU